Molecule: messenger RNA, 663 nt
Organism: Leptosia nina
Lineage: Eukaryota; Metazoa; Arthropoda; Insecta; Lepidoptera; Pieridae
Source: the annotation of a GenBank genome assembly
AUGAAUAUGUCGCUUGGAAAACAACCCACUGACCAUAUAAAGAGGCCAAUGAACGCGUUCAUGGUCUGGUCGAGGGGUCAGAGACGAAAAAUGGCACAAGACAACCCAAAGAUGCACAAUUCUGAAAUUUCGAAACGACUGGGAGCGGAGUGGAAAUUGCUCACGGAAAUGGAAAAACGGCCGUUUAUAGACGAAGCGAAGAGAUUAAGGGCCCUCCACAUGAAAGAGCACCCCGACUACAAAUACCGUCCGCGCCGAAAACCGAAGGCGCUAGUCAAGAAAGAGCCGAAAUUCGGAUUUAAUAUCUCCGGUCUAAUGGCACCAGUUCCAAGACUAGUCACACCGCUACCACAGCCCAUGCCCCAACUUCCUGUACCCCACCACUUUGAUAAACCAGACUUGGGCAGGUUGUUCCCUCCCCUACCUUACCCCUUUUACCCUUUUACAAAGUUACCAUCAGACGAUGGAAAGUUGGCAGCGGAAUUAGCUCAUUUACAGGCACUUUACGGCGGAGCACUCUACAGCAGUGCUCUAUACAAUAGCGCGCUAUCUCCAUGUGGCUGUCCACCAAGGCGUACACCCUCCCCGCCUCCGGACGUCAAACGUCCAGUUGCUUACAUCCUUAUGAAGAGUGACGAGGAACCUCCUCAGCACGUCAUAUGA